Bactrocera oleae (olive fruit fly) is the source of this 5267-nucleotide messenger RNA. It is a transcript of the gene Myt1, whose product is annotated as protein kinase, membrane associated tyrosine/threonine 1. NCBI's taxonomy places the organism in Eukaryota, Metazoa, Arthropoda, Insecta, Diptera, Tephritidae. The record is from RefSeq and is a predicted model, not a curated record. Gene Ontology annotation, biological process: meiotic cell cycle; negative regulation of G2/MI transition of meiotic cell cycle; protein phosphorylation. Gene Ontology annotation, cellular component: cytoplasm; nucleus. Gene Ontology annotation, molecular function: protein tyrosine kinase activity; ATP binding.
AUGUGUGUCUCUGAUAAAAAAAAAUAAAAUUAAUUAAUUAAAAAUUCGUAAAAUAACUUAGUCUUAUUUAGCACUAAAUAUGAUUUUAUUUAGGAAAACGUUAUGCUUGAGUUAACAAAUGCAGUCGCUACAAGUUUUAUGUUCCCUUGAUAAUGCUAUACCGGAACUUCAGUAUGCAACAACGGUCAUCGUGCGUGCACGCAGCUCAAAUAUAUCACAGUACAUAUAUGUACAUAUGCUUCUAUAUUUAUGUAUGUGAGAUAAUGCUAAGACAUUGUGCUUAAGGCCUUGCGCCGUUGUAGAAUAGUGUCAGUUCGUAUUCAUUCAGCAACGUAAAUCUAAACAAAAAAGGCUAAAAAUAAAAUUUACGUAGCCAUUAAUAAGACGAAAGAAAUUAAUUUUAAGCGUAUGAACAUAUAUGCAUUUGUAUGUAUAUCUGCAAUGAUUUUUAUGUUUGCAUUUACAGGCAGAUACAUACAUACGUUAUAUGUACAUAUAACUAACGCCUCUUUCUGUAUUUUGAUCUUUAUUAUUUUUUACUGCAUAUUCCUACAUAGGUAUGUAUAACAUAUGAUGACUUAUUUGUAUGUACAUACAUAUGAAUAAAAGUUCAUAAGCACAAAAUUGAUACAAAUACAGUAUUAUAUGCAUACAUAUGUAUGUAAAUAUGUAUACAGAGGAAGUUAAAUAAUAUGAGACACAUUUGCUUAUCUCAACCCCAUUAGACCAUCGCGACAACUAUUUGAUUGUUCUGGAACUGUUUGCGUGGCUUUAUUUCAGUCAUUUCUGUUUGUAGGAUUUCAAAAUUUUCGUAUGUAUUAGUCGACACACAAAAAAUUGCUGACCUUUACAGUACAAUAACACAUACAUAUGAUCAUCUCUCGUUAUAAAGAAAUUGUAUAAUUAAAAAAAAAAAACAUUUCAUAGUUGUAUUUGGCAUUUAUUACAAGUGCAAUGCACCUACACAAGAAUUAUAAACUUUGUAGAUUGCGCUUGUGAAGCCAAAUGCACAUUCUUAAAUAUUUAUGUAAAUAUUUGAAUUGUACAAAUUUUCGAAGCAUCUUUACAUCAAAUUUUAAAUAUUAGUAGAAAUAAUAGUACAUCUAAUGAACAUUUUUGGCACAGUUAAGUAACAUAAAGUAUUUUGAAGUCCCGCUGUCUUAAACGUACGUUUUGAUAGUUUGUGCUAGUUAAACUUAUUAUUUAUAUUAAUGUGUUGAGAUUGUUAAAAGUUACAAAAGGCAAGUGUUAACACAUGAAAACUAUUAUACUAAUAUAGUACUACAAUUAGAUAUUAAAACAUCGAUUCUUUCAAUUCGAGAUAAAGAAUUUGUUCUUUGUUGCUUUUAGAAUCUAAAAAAAAAAAUAUUUAGAUUAGAAUUCAUCAUGACGUGCCAGCGCCUCGCCAAAAUCAGUCGCUUGAGAACCAACGAAGACAUCAUAUUUUUCUAAAAUUUCUUCCUUCGUUAGUUUUUCAUCGUCAUCAUUAUCGGCUUCAAAUACUAGAUGUUUUGCUUCACUCUCGGCGUGAUCAAAAUCUUUCGGCACGAUCCAAGUGCGUACCUCCUCACGGUCCAAAAAGCCGUCCCCAUUUAUAUCACGAAACUUAGCAAAGCCUUCCCGUUCACUUUUAACCCAUUCUGGUUCUUCAUCGUUCGGUUCAGAAUUACGGUACAUGUCGGCAAUGUAUUCAUCCACACUAACUUUGCCAUCUCCGUUGGCAUCAAUGUCCUCAAUUGUUUCCGUUAGUACUAUAUCUUUCAUUAUGGGAUGAUCUUCUGGAUGUAGAAAUGCGGUGAACUCUUCACGUGUUAGUUUAUCGUCUAAAUCUUUAUCAGCAACUCCCCAACGCCGACGAUCCCGUUUUAGUAAGCGUUUGAAAGACAUGCUAUGCUCAUCGUUUUCAAUUUCCUCUUUGUCCAUUGUAUCCAAAAAGCCAUAAACAUUAUCCCGGUAUGCCUCCCAGCUGAUUGUGUCAUUGUUGUCUGGAUUAUGCAUUUUCCACGUACGGUUAACAUCUUCGUCUAUGUAACGACGUUGUGUAUAUUCAAUCCAACGUUUCAGCUCCGAAAGUGUUACAAAUCCAUCUUUGUCUUUAUCAAUUCGAUCAACGAUGAGUCCCAAACGUCGUUUACUCUCUUCCGGCGGUAAUUGAUCAAAUGAUUUUGCUUCAUCUUCACCUAAGAAGGCUUCAUGAUCAUACUGUUUGUUGUGAUGACCACCUUCAAAAUGUUUUUCACCAUCUGAAUCAUGAUCUAACGGACUGUGUAGUGUAUCACCAUCAAUAAUUUCCUCAUCGUCAGGCUUAGGAAUAGCAUAUGCCAAGAAAACUACAUUUAAAAGUAGAAGCAGAGCAAAUGAUAAACGAAACACCACCAUCCUUAUAUCAAUCUCGAUGUCUUAUCAGAAAACUUGUAUUAUUACUAAAUUAUGUAUAAGAAGUUUCUCUGCGAACAAAACUAUUAGAAUCAACAAGCGCUACGAUAAUAAUGCAAUGUUUUAAUUGCCUUCUAUUAAAUCAAUUUUGGUCAACGGAUACGUGUACUUUGACACCAGUGUUGUUCGUUUCGAUAAAUGUAAAACAUUACGUUUAUAAGCGAUACAUUUUUUUUAUUUAAUGGCAUUGGUGUAAUUGAUGUAAGAAGAUUUAAAAAAAAUGUGUAAGCAAUUUUAAAUUUUGUUUAUUAAACAAUUGUAAUUCUAAAUUUCAAAAUAGGGGUUUUUCCUAACGAAAUAUCUAAAACGUAUGAAAUGGUACUACUUUUGCAACCUUGCAACAUUUUUCUUACCUAUAUAGGAAUUACUACACAAAGCUGAACUGUAUAAAAUUUUUUGAAAGCGCGGCGGCUCUGUCAUUCAAUUUUGAAAACGGCGUUUUUGCUUUUGUUGUUGCGGUUCUUUUUUGGUGUGAAAAAUCUAUUUUUCUUUGAUAUUUGUCGAAUUAUAAUAACCGGAAAAGUAAAAUUUAAGGAUAAUUGAGUUUAAUGUGUGAUUAACCGUAGUCCUGUAUAUAUAAAAAUAGAUUAGGAAAUAUGACUACGGAAUCUGCGCUUCCGCUACCUCGCUUGCCCGUACCGGAAAUUCGUGCAGAAAUAGCGUUCCAACACUCGCAGAAACAAAAUCAGAUUUUACAGGAAUAUCGACUUCGCCCACCGAAGCUAAGAUUGGCAAACCGUAGCUACUUAUCGACGUGUAUUUCAACAAAAGCACAUGCGAUAUCAUUCCGUGGUGAAUCUGAUGGCAACUGCAAUGCUUUACCAGAAUUAGAUGCCAAUGGAUUGAGCGGUUCAUAUGAUCGAUCUAUGAACGAAACUUAUUUUGAACAAUGCUUCACGCGCCUUGCAAAAAUUGGCGAAGGCUCAUUUGGCGAAGUUUUCAAAGUGCGUUCUAACGAAGAUGGACGUAUGUACGCGAUAAAAAUGUCAAAAGAAUUAUAUCGUAGUGAGCAUUAUCGUCAAGAGCGACUAGAGGAGGUGCGUCGGUAUGAGCAAUUUUCAGGUCACGCAAAUUUUGUGCAAUUUUAUCGCGCGUGGGAGCAAAACGAUCGUUUAUACAUGCAAAUGGAGCUAUGUCGUGAAAGUUUGGACAGAUAUUUAGUACGUCGUCGACAUAUACCUGAAGAAACAAUUUGGAAUAUUUUACUAGAUUUGUUGCUUGCAUUGAAGAAUCUGCAUGACCAAAAUCUCAUUCAUUUGGAUAUUAAAUUAGAUAAUGUCCUGAUAGGCGAUGACGACAGUUGUAAAUUAGCUGAUUUUGGUUUGGUUAUUGAUGUAGAUAUAGCAAACCGUCAUCAAGCAACAGAAGGAGACUCUCGCUACAUGGCGCCGGAAAUACUACAAGGAAAAUUUUCAAAAGCCGCUGAUAUUUUUAGUUUAGGAGUUGCAAUGCUUGAAUUAUCUUGUUAUUUGGAGUUGCCACACAAUGGACCAUUAUGGCAACAAUUACGUAGUGGAGUUUUACCGCAAGAUUUUAUGAAAAACAUAUCACCGGAACUGGGAGUACUCAUUAGGCAAAUGAUGUCGCCAGAUCCUGAUUCCCGACCAACAGUGGACCAUCUUUUAAGUCAUAAAAAGUUAGUUUGUUUAAUGGAGCGUAGGGAUCGAUGGAAGUUACUAAUAAAAAUGAAACAAACAAUACGGCAUUCACGCAGAGUGGCGUGGUCAAAAUUGUGUAAUUUGAAGCAAAUCAUUUUUAAUUUCGUCACAUCUAUACUUACUGCAUACAUGAACCGCGAUACGGCCAGUAAUGAACACAAACCUAAUGUUUCUCCACUACAACAGCAUCUUAGAGAUAAGCGACCACCUAUGAUCUCCAUGCGUUUACAUGCAUCAACACCUACCGCGGGACACACGCGAAAUACUUCCAUCGAAUUUUUACCAGGGGAAAAUUGCUUGAAUUUAUCUCAGCAAAGCACACCUAUUACCUUUGCGACGCAUAAUAAAAUUGUAAACUCAACCCCUGUAAAUCACAAUAACCACAGUUUCCGCUCACGCAAGGAUUUGACUAAGACAAGUUUUAAAGCGGUAGAGAACGAGUGUGGUAUCGAAAAUUUUAAUGACAUUCAAUCUUCACCAACCGCAAUAAGUCGACCAAAUAGUUUCCUCAAUUUAGAGGACUUGGAACAGAACUCACAAGAUUUUGUCUCUUUGGAUAAAUCGAGUCUUCAAGAGUGCCGAAAAAAACUCUUUACGAAAAUGGAUGAUUAACUGACUACAGAUAUAUAGAGAAAGCUGCUUUGGUAAUAAUUGAAAAUUCAAGCCAAAUUCAUAAGCGUUUAAAUUAAUAUAAUAUUAAUUUAUUAUUGCAUAAUAAUAUUAAUAAUUGCAUACACGCUUCAAGGAAAACGUAUGCUUUUUUACGUUAGACGUAAGCAGAUAAUUUACGUAAUAAUUCUACGCAGGACGCACACACGUAUUUACCAUCUGUAAUAAGUGCUAUUUGCUCAAAAAAAAAGUUAACUGAAAAUUUGAUUAAAAUAAUGUUUGUUUUGUUUUAGUCUGGUAGGAAUGUAAGUUAUAUUUUCGGCGAUACAUAUGUGAUAUGUUAAUACAAUAUACUUUAUACAUACAUGCAUACAAACUUAUAUAAAAAAACUAUUAUAUACGAAAUGCACAAUGCAUAUUUUGUUGAUUUUUAUGAAUCAUAUACAUACAUACAGUAUAGUAGGUGCCUGUUAAUUUUUAUCUGCUAAUGCAAAACUCCUUUAGCCAAAUUAAGUAUGAAAUUUGAAAACAAAUCAAAAAUAAAUAGAUAAAUGCUAAAAAAAA